UCAUCUAAUCUAUAAUUUCAAUAACAAUAACAAGUUAACAAAAGUUUAAUUAUUAUGUCAAACUUAUUGUUCACAUUUCACAAAACGUAAUUGAUUUCUAAACGUCUUAACACAAUACAAUGCAAAAUGUGAGAUGUAUAUUGUUUUAAAAAUAUUGUCAAGAUGACCGAAUGCAAGAUUCCUGUAUUUGUUAGUCCUCAAUCUUUAACUUUUAGUUUGGAUGAAAAGUCAUCACACAGUCAAAUUAUAACUCUAUUUAAUCCAUAUGACUUCCCUGUCAGAUUUAAAGUUUUUUGUACAUGUACAAAAAAGUAUACUGUGGUUGAACCUGAGGGUUCAAUAAAUGCCAGUUCUCGAGUGGACAUAGUAGUGAGGCAUAACGCUCCUGCACCAGCGUUCUGUGAUAUCAGAGAUAAGUUUCGAAUACAAAUGCAAUAUUAUACAACUAAAAAAGUGAUUGGACACAAAGAUGUUGAAACUGUAUUAGUAAGGUCUUCAAACCAUUUUGAACUUCCUGCUGAAAAUUUUAAACAAUUACUCAAAUGUGAUUCAAUCAUAGAUAGUUAUGAUAAUGAAUCUGAAAUAAGACAAAGUUACAGUAAAAAUGCUUCAGGGCCAAAUUUUACUACACUAAUUAUGGCUGGAGUAUGUAUUUGUGGAUUACUAUUACCAUCAUCUGAAGAUACAGAUGUUCUUAAGUUUCGUAUUUCUUUCAAUUUGAAGUUAGCAUUGGCUUUUGUAUUGGGUAUGACUACAAUAACCAUAUUGCAACAUUAAUAAUGUACAGGGAUAUUUUUUACCUACCAAUAAGGUGUCUGCUGGAUUAAGAAUAGAUAUGAUCUUUUUUUUUUGAAAAAUUAUAUCUGAAAGCUUUUAACUAAAUUUAAAAUUAUGAGAUAUCCUCCUUUAUAU
Sipha flava (yellow sugarcane aphid) is the source of this 912-nucleotide messenger RNA. Its product is annotated as motile sperm domain-containing protein 1-like. The transcript has 4 exons. Gene Ontology annotation, cellular component: cytoplasm. Lineage: Eukaryota; Metazoa; Arthropoda; Insecta; Hemiptera; Aphididae. The record is from RefSeq and is a predicted model, not a curated record. Bases 163 to 777 code for a protein of 204 amino acids.